Messenger RNA from Manduca sexta (tobacco hornworm), 996 nucleotides. Its product is annotated as ribosomal RNA processing protein 36 homolog. Gene Ontology annotation, cellular component: 90S preribosome; nucleolus. Gene Ontology annotation, biological process: maturation of SSU-rRNA from tricistronic rRNA transcript (SSU-rRNA, 5.8S rRNA, LSU-rRNA). The record is from RefSeq and is a predicted model, not a curated record. Lineage: Eukaryota; Metazoa; Arthropoda; Insecta; Lepidoptera; Sphingidae.
CGCAAGCCUUUAAGUUCUUUGUGAAUGAGUGAAAGUUAAAAUAAGAUAAAUUCAAUAAAUUUUUAUUGCAUCUAUAUUAUGUUUAUUUAAUUUAUAUAUUUUAGUUUACAAUAUUAUUUUAAAUUUCAUUACUUUUUUAUCAACCAAUAUAAAAAAAACGGAACGUAUUUUCUAACCUACGCAACAUAAACACGAUUUUGUUAUGAUAUUUUUUUUAUGGAAAUAGAAUAUUUUUGUAUAAAACCAUGAGUGAUAGUGAAGACAACAGUUCUGUAGAACAACACAAUGAUUCCGAUGACCGAAAUGAUGAAGAAAGGAUGGCCAUUAGAUCACAAUUAUCAACAUUGUCAUUUGAGGAACUUCAGAAGCUCAAAGAGAAAAUUGGAGCUAAAGUUUACAAGGAGGCCUUGUUUGGGAAUAAAAUGAAAGACAACAAACCUAAGGUGUUCAAGAGAGAUAACAAGAAUCGGCCAAGAGAAAUGAGCUCCAAGAAACCAGUUCCUAUGCUGCAAGCCACUAAGGUGAAGAAAAAAGAAAUCAGGGAUCCAAGAUUUGAUCCUCUCUGUGGUGAGUUUGAUAAGAAACAGUUCAAUGAAAACUAUGGUUUUCUAUCAAACAUACGCAUAAAUGAUAUCAAAGCUGUUAAAAGCCGCCUGAAGGAAGCCACAGAUCCCGAGGAAUCAUUGAAACUGCGUAGACUCCUACAGCGGCUGAAUGAUCAACACAAGGAGAGUAGAAAGAGUAGAAAAGAGAAGGAAAUGGCAGAAAAGAAGAAGCAAGAAAUUGAGCAGCAGUUCAGAGAAGGAAAGCAGCCAGUGUUUAAAAACAAAUCGGAACAACGGGUCGAAGCCCUGGUGAAGCAGUACGAGGAUCUCAAGAAAGAGGGCACGAGUCGCGUGCAGCGGCAUCUGAUGCGGCGACAGCAGAAGAUCAAGAAACGCUCGUUUAAAGCACCUACUGGUGUUUGAUAGUAAUAAAGAUUAUAGGAUAUUUUAA